Drosophila mauritiana is the source of this 3241-nucleotide messenger RNA. Its product is annotated as HEAT repeat-containing protein 6. Bases 32 to 3175 code for a protein of 1047 amino acids. The record is from RefSeq and is a predicted model, not a curated record. Lineage: Eukaryota; Metazoa; Arthropoda; Insecta; Diptera; Drosophilidae. The transcript has a single exon.
UCGCUUGAAGUAAACAUUCGAUAGAGAAGAAAUGGAUCUGCGCCGGGAGCUUCUGGAGGCGGAGUCUAGAGCGGAUCAGGACGAGGCGGAGCGUCACUCGCACUUGCAGCUCGUCCGAGAAUUGGACCACAAUGUUGGCGUGCCCGUGGGCGUGGCGGCAUAUCGUCUGCAGCAACUAAUCGCGGGUGUGCGAGCGAGAGGCCAUCACGACUUGUUGCGUCUUUGGCAGCUGUGGCUCAACGAGCUAAUCUUGGCCAAGAGGAUAAUUCUGGCAAGGUCUCACCUCCUAAUAGAGGAGCUAAUGGCAGGAACAGAGUUGAAGCCGUCCGCCGAAACUGUCAACUUGAUGCUUACUGUGCUAAAAUCGACCCCGACGGAGAACCUGGCUGUGUUUUGGCCCAGAUUGAGCGCAUUAACUCAUGCCAAAGAUAUGGACGUCGCUCUGUUGCUGCUGCAGUGCCAAGAACGUGUGCUGGCCGAGUUGGAGGAAUCGCCGGAGGUGGCCGUGCACAACCAAAAUCUGGUCAACUCCCUCAUCGACAUGCACUUUGAAGGCCACUGGCUGGUCGCCAAGGAGCAGUUGCCCCUGCUGUUGGCGCAGAGCCUGCAACUGAUACAGAAGCUCGUGACCAUGCUGCCCGACUUUGCCGCGCAGAGAGUCCCCGAACUGAUGGGGCUAGUCCAAUGCUAUCUGCAGUAUGGAGCUGAAGGAGAAACCCACCUAAAGCCCCGGAAGUUGCCGCCCGCACAGCAGUCGGCUGCCUAUGGACAGGAGAAGGAAGAGGAAGAACAGCUGCUGGCCCAGAUGUCCCGCCCUUGCGGUCGCAAGAACAAAGUGCGCAAGAUGCGUUCGCUCGCCAAACAGCGGAACCAGGCGGCCAAUGAACACCAUGAGCCCAAUCCGCGAGAGCGUCUGGUGCUGAUGGGUAACCAGGACUACGGCUGCUUAACUGGAGACUCGGGCGAGAACGGGCUGCCCUCCGAUUCGGAUCAGCAGCAGACAGAAAGCAAGCACCAUCGGCAGCAAGAGGCCAAGGUGAGGAUCUCCGCUUUACAUUUGCUCAGCACCUUGACCAACCAACUGCCCCGCCGCUCGUUUUACGGCUACUGGCACGUCCUGUUCCCUGACGGUGACGCGGGUGGUUCUCCCCACCUACUGCUCCUUGGUCUGAAAGACAACAAUUUCCGUUGUCGAGCUCUGGCCCUGCAGGUGGGAGCGCAGCUGUUGUACGGUUCAAAGGCAUUCCUCAGCCAAGCAUGCUCGCUUGGACCCAGCAACUUUACGCCAUUUGCCGUCAGCUUGGCCAGCUCUGUAUUGACCGCUUAUCGCAUCUUAAUUGCCAUCCUCGAGCGAGAGUAUACUCCGCCUGUCCUGACCCAGUGCCUCAGGUGUUUGGCCGUUUUGGUGCAAGCCACGCCCUUUCAUCAGUUGGAAAUGGGCUUUGUCUACGAGUUUGUGGGCCACGUGAAAAAACUGAUAAAGAGUAGGGACCCUCCGGUCGCCGUGUCUGCAUUACUGGUCAUGGAAAUGCUGGUGGGCACAUCCAAUCUUACACCGGAGAUUGCCAGCUCAAUAGGACUGGCUCCUAGUCAGAGAAACCUUCAAAUGGAACACGCGAGCACGGCGGAAACAUACCAGGAGAUGUGCGACUCGGAUGCGGAGAUGGAACUCGAGGAGGAGGAGGAGCAGCAGCAGCAGCAGCCAUUGCAGAACAAUGUGCCAAAUCCCGUCCACACAGUGUCUCCAUCUAUUCCGCGCAAUUCAUGGCUGCUAAGGCAGGUACUCCGCUUUCUGGAGGACAUGAGAAUUCCAUCCGCCGUGCGCUUGGAGUGUUUCCAGGUGCUCCAGGCCAUGGCCACACACAUAGGCCUGCUACGAGGACAUCAGGUGCGUCUGUCAAGGGUGAUAUCCGCUGGGCUGACUGAUCCCGCUAGAGAUGUAAAGCUGUACGCCGCACGCUGCUUGGACUCAGUUGGCUACCAGUUAGGCAGACUGUUGCCGGAACCGGCAGAACGGGAGCUGCAGAUAUCCUUUUGGCUUACCCUGCUGCCGGCCACCUAUCAAGCCUACGAUUCCGCCGGGUACUCCUUGAAGUGCGCGCUCUGCGACGCCCUGUCCAACAUGGGAGCUAUUAGCUUUGAGAGACUCCCGGAUGGUCAAAGGACCGCGCUGUUGGCCUUCCUAAGCGGCUGCGCCAGCGACGAUCAUGAGGAAACACUGGUCAGGGUAGCCGCUUUGCGGGCUAUGGCCGUCUAUGUGCUGCAUCCCUCGCUGAAGACGGAUCUUGGAUUUGUGGAGAAUGCAGCGGAGCUGACAUUGCGCAUCUUAGGUGACUCCCAGCUCUUGGCGAGAAUCAAGGCCGCCUGGGCCCUGGGGAACAUCAGUGACGCACUGGUGGCCGGUAUUCCCAACCAGACCGAACGAAUUUCCGCCGAACUUUUGGAACGCCUCAUCCAGGCGGCCACCAAGAGCUGUGCCGAUAACGACAAGGUCAGGGCCAACGCGGUGCGUGCCCUGGGAAAUCUCUUGCAGAUCCUGCAGGUCCAGCCAUUUGGAAACGGUGAACUGAUGCAAGUGGCCAUGUCUAAGCUGCUGGACUGUGUAACAUCGCCAGGCAACGCAAAGGUGAAGUGGAAUGCAUGCUAUGCCAUCGGAAACCUAGUGAAGCACAGGGCUUUCUUUGCCAACAACCGCCUGGCUGGUAUCUUAUUUCCCACCCUGUGUCAGUUGGUGGUGCAGCACGCCAACUUCAAGGUGCGCACCAAUGCUGUCGGAGUUCUGCUGCAGGUCGAGCAGCGUCAGGACUUCAGUGCCCACUUCCCUCUGCUAUGGCGUUCGCUCCUGGACGCUCUGGUGCGCUCUAAUUUACUGGAAAGCUUCGAAGAGUACAACCACCGGGAUGCACUCCAGCAACAGUUGUGCCUGGCCAUUGCCCACCUACUGUUGCUGGCCAGGAGCUCGGAUCUGCCGAUGAUGCGAGAGUCCCUAGAGGAGGAUCGCCUAGAAGAGGUGCGGGCCACGUGGCGGCGCGUCGCAUUCCGCAUUGUUCCGGAGCAGUCGGAUCCGCUCUUCACCUGCAGUCCUCUGCUGGAGCAGCGUCUCCAGGGGGAGGUCAACAAUCUGCAGCGCUGCGCCUUGGCGUUCAUCACGAGCACACUCCGCCUGGACCCAUAGAAGCCUCCUGCUUUCACCUACUUAACCCACGAGCCACAAUAAUAAAUUCAUUUUAAUCUAGCGCAA